This is a messenger RNA of Acyrthosiphon pisum (pea aphid), 934 nucleotides long. RefSeq lists its product as uncharacterized. NCBI's taxonomy places the organism in Eukaryota, Metazoa, Arthropoda, Insecta, Hemiptera, Aphididae. The record is from RefSeq and is a predicted model, not a curated record. The coding region runs from base 339 to 755 and encodes 138 amino acids. The transcript has 4 exons.
GUAAAUAAUCCAUUUUCCACUACAUAAAUAAAAAUACCUAUGAUGUAGCCACAUCCUGUCCACGGCUUGGUUGCAUGUAACCUCUUUGGUAACCAUAGUAUGCACUUCGAUCACAUUUGAAUAUAAUGAAUGCGUCCUAUCCAUGUGUAUACUAUAUUAACUAUAGUCUAUAACGAAAGCCUAUAUAGUCAAUCGUCAUUCAUCAUUAAGUACAGUUGACACAUCUUAAUCUUAAUCUUUUUAGAUUAAACUGGUCAGAAAAUAUUUUAAACGUAAUUUACCUGUAUAGUAUAUUGGUUAUUUGUCAAACGGAAUUCCCACCGAAUUUUGAUCCAACUAUGUCCUUUCCUUAUAAUUCAGAUGAAGAGGAAUGUGCCACCGCAGAAUACGGCAAUGACGACACAGUCGACCUGACCAUGGACAAUGAUAAUAUUUCAAUUGUUACAACAAUGUCGAACGAAUCUUCAUAUGCAUCAACUGAUAUUACACCUGCUAGUCAGCAGGUAGAAUACAUAUUUGACUUAACUGACGAUGAUACCAGCUCCACAGAUAUAAGCUCAUUGGAUAAUAAAUUACCUUUUGCUGAAUCAGACGUUACUACUCCGGUUAUUCACGACAACCGGCCGAAUAUGAAUGUCACUAGUUCAAAACUGACGUUGGCAAAAAAGAUCAUUUGUAAGAGUUGUUUGAAUUUUAUGGUCAUAUACACAAAUUAUAUAUAUUCAAGAUGUGUCUUCUGCAAUGAUGUCAUCUGACUUUCAUAAGCCUACCGAACUGCACACCGAAUUGAUAUACUAUAUACGUAUACAAUUAUAUUAGUACUUAUCUUACAUUUAAGAGAACUAAUUUAUUCUACUUAAAAAUUAUAAUUUUGAUUGUAUUUUGUUUAUUAUUAUUAAUAAAUUACCUGUAAGAUAUGAAUUAACAAUUAUAA